CACCCUGGAGCCAGGCAGCCACUUUUGGUGAGGGACCUGCUGGCCCAUAACAUCAUAGGUCUAUCUCUACCUGUCCUUCAGCCCACCAGACCACAGUUGCCUAUACUGAACAUCUCCCAUAGUCUCACUACAAGUCCCUGGCCUUCAAUCCAAGUCCACACUCUCCUCAUUGGCAGCAUCCCUUUUCCUGCAGAUGGACAGGACACACUAUCAUCACCAUCAGAAAUUAUUUACCAAUGGCUCCCACUUCCCAUCACCCCCAGCCACAUCAGCAGUCAUCCUCACCCUGCCACCUCCACCUGCAGGACAUGGAGGCUCCCACUGGAGAUGAAUGUAGUGACAGUGGAGCUGUAUGCCAUCCAGCAGGCCCCAUUACACCACACCUUCCACUGCAGAGGCAAGGCAGUGGUCUACACUGACUCCCUCUCAUCCCUCCAUCUUCUACUCUCCCAACAUCCAACCAUGUUGAUGACCCUCCUCUACUGCAUACAACAAGCCCUUCUCCAUCUUGCCGCCCACUCAGGUGUUUGCAGUGAUGAGGUCGCUGAUGCCACAGCCAAGAUGGCCCUCUCUGCCAUAAACAUUAUACCACUGCCUUUCCCCCUUGCCACCGUCAAGCACCUCAUCUCACACAUCUGCCACUUGGCCUGGGACUAUACACUUGAUGAUGUCCUGCACAUCACUUCCAUGGGGCAGUACUGGACAGACUCUUUCCGGCAGCCUUGGAUAUGGCAAUGGUCCUGCAUCUUAAAUGUCACCAUUGCCCAUCUCCACUUGGGCCACACAACACUCACUGAUCACUUGCACUGUCCGUGUCUGUCCCCUGACCCCUUCUGCCCAUAGUGCAGGACU
Scylla paramamosain (green mud crab) is the source of this 852-nucleotide messenger RNA. RefSeq lists its product as uncharacterized. The transcript has a single exon. The record is from RefSeq and is a predicted model, not a curated record. The annotation marks the transcript as partial. Lineage: Eukaryota; Metazoa; Arthropoda; Malacostraca; Decapoda; Portunidae.